UCGCUCUUUUUCUUUCUCUCUCUGAUAUCUUUCGGAGCCGUGCUCUUUGUGAAACAGAACGCACACCUUCACACACACACACACGCUGGCUGAGUGCGGAGGUCUGUGCCUGUAUCAGUGGGACUGCACGCGGUGGGCAGGCAUGGAUCGCUUCCUUGGCUUUGUCAAGCAGAUCCGGAGGUCCAGGAGACGCAAGGGCAAAAAGUACCGUCCGGAAGAGGAUUAUCACGAGGGUUACGAGGAUGUCUAUUACUAUGCUUCCGAGCACCUGCACCAUGAGGGGCCCUACACUAAACACUCCAAUCCCUCCAGGCCACCAGAUGGCGCUCUGGCAAUUAGGAGACAGAGUAUUCCAGAUGAGUUUAAGGGCACCAGCACCGUGGAGCUGAUCAAGAAGGAAGGCACAACCUUGGGCCUGACAGUAUCUGGAGGCAUCGACAAAGACGGCAAGCCCCGCGUCUCCAACCUGCGCCAGGGCGGCAUCGCUGCCAGGAGUGACCAGUUGAACGUAGGGGACUAUAUAAAGUCUGUGAAUGGAAUCAACUUGACAAAGUUUCGUCAUGAUGAGAUUAUUAGUCUGCUGAAGAAUGUGGGGGAGAGGGUCGUCCUGGAGGUCGAGUAUGAGCUACCGCCUGUCUCUGUACAGGGCUCAGGGGUCAUGUUCAAAAACGUGGAGGUGACGCUGCACAAAGAAGGCAAUACAUUCGGUUUCGUCAUCAGAGGAGGCGCCCAUGAAGACAGAAACAAAUCUCGCCCGGUUACCAUAACAACCAUCAGACCCGGCGGUCCGGCUGACAGGGAAGGUACCAUCAAACCCGGCGACAGGCUGCUCAGUAUUGAUGGAAUUCGUCUGCAUGGAGCGUCUCACGCAGAGGCCAUGAGCAUCCUCAAACAAUGCGGCCAGGAAGCCACUCUUCUCAUAGAGUAUGAUGUGUCAGUCAUGGAUUCUGUAGCUACAGCUUCAGGCCCGCUGCUGGUGGAGGUGGCCAAGUCCAUGGGCUCCAGUUUAGGUCUGGCUCUCUCUACCUCCAUGUACUGCAAUAAGCAGGUCAUCAUCAUCGACAAGGUCAAACCAGCCAGCAUCGCCGAUAGGUGUGGUGCACUGCACGCAGGUGAUCACAUCCUCUCGGUGGAUGGCACAAGUAUGGAGUAUUGCACACUGGCCGAGGCCACCCAGCUGCUAGCUAGCGCUUCUGAACACGUCAAAAUGGAGAUUCUGCCCCACCACCAGACAAGACUGGCCCUCAAGGGCCCUGAACAUGUCAAGGUGCAGAGGAGUAACCGGCCAUUGCCCUGGGAAUCCGGAACCAACAACAACAGCAACUUCCUUCCCUAUCAACACUAUAACACCUACCACCCUGACCAGUCCCGCAGCCAGACCAAGCAGAAAACCUCUCCAAACAACCCCCCUCUGGGUUCAUCCUUCUCUCCCACCUCCAUGAGUGCCUACAGUCUGAGCUCACUCAACAUGAACACGCUGCCACGCACCAUGUAUCCCACAAGUCCCCGCGGCACCAUGAUGAGACGCAAACUGAAGAAGAAAGACUACAAGAGCUCAAUGUCUCUGGCUUCAAGUACGGUAGGACUUGCUGGUCAGGUGGUCCACACAGAAACAACAGAGGUGACCCUCAUCAGCGACUCCAUCAUGGGCUUUGGGAUCCAGCUUCAGGGAGGAGUCUUUGCCACGGAAACCCUGUCCUCUCCGCCGCUCAUCGCUUACAUAGACCCUGACAGCCCGGCAGAGCGGUGCGGCAUCCUGCAGAUUGGCGACCGCAUCCUGUCAAUAAACGGCAUCCCCACUGAGGACAGCACGCUGGAGGAGACCAAUCAGCUGCUGAGGGACUCCAGUAUCACCAGCAAAGUCACACUAGAGAUUGAGUUUGACGUAGCAGAAUCAGUUAUCCCAAGCAGUGGAACCUUCCAUGUGAAGCUACCAAAGAAGCCAGGUGUGGAGCUGGGCAUCACCAUCAGCUCUCCUUCCAGUAGGAAGCCCGGAGAUGCACUCAUCAUCUCUGACAUAAAGAAAGGCAGCGUGGCGCACAGGACGGGCACCCUGGAGUUGGGGGAUAAGCUUUUGGCAAUAGACAACAUCCGUCUGGACAACUGCUCCAUGGAGGACGCCGUUCAAAUCCUACAGCAGUGCGAAGACCUGGUUAAACUCAAGAUCCGCAAGGACGAGGACAACUCAGGUACCUCUGAGCCUCUGCAACUACAAACCCCACACGGAUUAGCACUAAAAGCCACCAUGUUCCUCGCGUCCAAAGCCAGAGGCUCGUUUAGAUCUUUCUCGCUGGGAACAUUAAGGACCGGUGCCAUCCACAUUGGUGAUCGCAUCCUGGCCAUUAACAGCAACAGUCUGAAGGGCAAACCUCUCAGUGAGGCCAUCCACCUGCUGCAGAUGGCAGGGGAGUCCGUCACACUGAAGAUCAAGAAGCAGGGAGAAUUGGCAAGCCCGAAGCAGCCUUCAGUAACGGGGCGUUUGAAUGAUCUGAGCGAUAUGGAGGAUGACAGUCAGGCUGGGCAGAAACCCGGUAAACUCUCAGAUAUCUAUUCCACCACCAUUCCCAGCGUGGACAGCGCAGUGGAAUCCUGGGACGGCUCUGCCAUGGACGCCCCCUUCAGCACCCAAGCUCCCACAGGUUUCCAGGCAUCGGGCUACAGUUUCCACAGUCAUGAGUGGAGGAAUGCCAAGCCCGGCCGGGGCAGCCUCUCCCCGGUGAACAGCAGCCGGCAGAGGAACAACAUCCUGCCAGACUUUGGACUCGGUGUGGAUGACUGGGACAGGCCAAGCGCUAGCGGGGCAUCCACGCUGCCCACCGGUUUAAUCUCAGACAGCAGGUUCACUGUGGGACACGACGGGACUGAGCCAGACCAGGAAGAGAACUUCUGGUCCCAAGCGCUCGAAGACCUGGAAACGUGUGGCCAAUCCGGGAUCCUGCGAGAACUUGAGGCCACCAUCAUGUCGGGCAGCUCUUUGAGUUUAAACCACGAUCCUGCACCCACCCGAAGCCAUCUGGGCCGCCAGGCCAGCUUUCAGGAACGUGGCAGCAACAAACCACAAUACACACAGGCCAACCGCAGCAACACGCUGCCCACCGACGUCGGCAGAAAAGCUUUCGCCAUGAGGAGAAUGAAGCAAGAGAUUAAAGACAUCAUGUCGCCUACCCCAGUUGAGCUUCAUAAGGUGAGCCUUUUGAAGGACUCGGACCUUGAGGACUUCGGGUUUAGCGUGUCUGACGGAGUCUUGGAGAAGGGGGUUUAUGUAAACAAUAUCCGUCCAGGUGGCCCUGCUGAAAUCGGAGGACUCAAGCCAUACGAUAGACUUCUACAGAUAAACCACGUCCGGACUAGAGACUUUGACUGCUGUUUAGUGGUUCCUCUUAUAGCAGAGUCCGGGAACAAACUGGAUCUAGUCAUAAGCCGAAACCCGGUUUCCUCGCAGCCCUCAGAACUGAACCCGUUUUCCAAUGACGAGGCAGUGAACUGGACUGACCCCGGGGACCCUCUCGAGCAGCCCACCGCAGGGCUGGAGCAGGGCCAGCACAAUUCCACGCUAGCGGGACUAGAGGACAGAGACCCCAACAAGACUUUAUAGCAGAACUCCUCCCAGGUGCCUGCAGUGGAGCGCUCUUCCUCAUGGUGCUAAAGCGAACCCUCCCCUCCCUAAAACGGCUCCCUCUAGUGGAGUAAAACGAGAGGGGCUUGUUGUCCUAUAGCACACACCCAGUCCCUUUCCUAAGUCAGAGCAUGAACCACCAUGACUAAGAGGUCCUUUCCUGACAAGCUGGGUGUGUUUUUACCCUGUGAAAAUGGCGGCGAAGACCACACUGACCUCUUGGAAAACCAAAUUGUGGGGGGGGGGAACCUGAAACAGUGCCAUCCCUAAUUUUUAUUGCCAAUAAACGAGAAUAGUUUUAAGAAGGACUUAAAAAAAGAAUGCAUAAAAGCAACACUGAGACUUUUACUUACGAUAUCGGACUGGCCACUCUGUGAUUGUCCGUAUUUGUGUGAGUUUGAAUGAGUGUGCGCGUGUCCCGAGACUUUAUUUCGCAAGCCUCCACGAAGUCUGUCAAAGUUCCAUGUUUGAAACGCAACCGUCGAUCCUCCUAUUUUGUGAUACUGAAACACAAAUGUGUGUAUAGUGUAUGUCCGUGUAUUUCCUUCUAUCUGAUGCCAAGGUCAGAUCCCUUUUCUCGCUCGAUGAGAGAGAGGAUACAGCUGUGUGUGGGGGGAAAAAAUAAUCAGCACAAUGAAUUCGGUAGCCAUUUUUCAAUUGUGACUGAAUGUGGGUUAUAGCCUAAUGCAUGAGACCUUUUAAUUAACUAUUUUGUAGUACUUCUGUCCAAAAAAAAAACACAAGCGCUUGGCUAAAUGAAAAACACCAUGUUUCGGUUCUCUGUCCGCUAUAUCACCGUAAAUAUGAAAUCCAAUGUCACUCGUAUAAGGAGAGGGUGGCACAAAGGCACCUUAUCUUGAAAUUGGACAGAUGUCUAUUUUUAUGAAUAGAGGCGGAUGAUUUAUAAGAGAUGCGUGUGAUUUUGAGCGAUGACUGGUUAGCAUGAGGUCGCUAUCGACCAUGUACCGCAGCAGAUUGAUGGCACGGAGAAGGUCAUUCAGGUCGAAAACUCUUUGUACUUUGUUAGGUAACCGCCGUAGGUCUGCGGUCUCCAGACUCUCGCCCCACAUUUUGAGGAAAUCCAUCAUUGGCCCAAAGGAUAGAACAGCUUAUUUAUUCCAACAUCAAUCUUCUAAAUGAAAACGACAGGCAUUCAAGUAGGUACUCGCAUAUUGUUUACUCCGCUGUCUGUGAUAAAUGAGAAUAUUACGACAAACAAAUUCAUCUCAAUUGCUUAAAUUUGCAGUAUCCACUUAUGACAAAAACGCAAGCAUGGGGUUGAUGUCCAUGAGUAAAAAAAAAAAUCCUGAAAAGACUUUUGUAUUCCUCCCCACAUGGUUUAAAAAGUUAUCAAUCAUUAUGGUAAUUUGUAUAUGGUACUGUUAUGGUUUUAUGUCUCAUCUGACAUUUUUUUCCCAGACUGUGUAAGCCCAAAGGGUACGCAAUCCAUUUGUAAAGAGAAAAAAUACGAAGUGUCAAAUCAUGAGAGAAUGGAUUUUUUUCUACCGUAUGUGGUAGACCAAUAAACAUCACAUUUGUAGCUCUACUUGGAAAAAAUUAUAUUAGUAAAGAAAAAAAAUGCCAUAGGUAAGCUGCUAAUGGCAAUGAAGACCCUCACCCACCUGUGUGAAACUGUGCUUUUGAUUGAGUGACGUCACCCUCGUUGUCAGUGCUCAAAGAUCCUGUCUACUCACUAUUUUCAAAAGGCACAUUGUGGUCCAACUACUGAACUGAACAAAAACCUCAUCAAGCCCACUUGAUGGAGAAGGUUUGACGAUGAUGAAAAGGUAUCUUUUGUUUUUGUUUUAUUUCAGAUAAACUUUCAGGUACGGGUGCAUUCCCCAAACUCAUGCACAGAGAUGUUUCUCAAUUCGCUACAUGUUGAAUUAUGGUUUUCAAGCCCUGAUUCAAAAGUUAGUUGUCACUUUCAUUACGCUUUCCUUGACCUUGACCUAUUGUUUGUU
Messenger RNA from Sinocyclocheilus grahami, 5580 nucleotides. Its product is annotated as glutamate receptor-interacting protein 1-like. Gene Ontology annotation, biological process: neurotransmitter receptor transport, endosome to postsynaptic membrane. Gene Ontology annotation, molecular function: protein binding. The record is from RefSeq and is a predicted model, not a curated record. The transcript has 25 exons. NCBI's taxonomy places the organism in Eukaryota, Metazoa, Chordata, Actinopteri, Cypriniformes, Cyprinidae. The coding region runs from base 143 to 3595 and encodes 1150 amino acids.